Cladophialophora yegresii CBS 114405 is the source of this 2670-nucleotide messenger RNA. RefSeq lists its product as uncharacterized. The coding region runs from base 1 to 2670 and encodes 889 amino acids. NCBI's taxonomy places the organism in Eukaryota, Fungi, Ascomycota, Eurotiomycetes, Chaetothyriales, Herpotrichiellaceae. The record is from RefSeq and is a predicted model, not a curated record. Gene Ontology annotation, cellular component: mismatch repair complex. Gene Ontology annotation, biological process: mismatch repair. Gene Ontology annotation, molecular function: ATP-dependent DNA damage sensor activity; ATP binding; ATP hydrolysis activity. The transcript is spliced from 2 exons.
AUGGCUGAGGCGCUUCGGAUCAGCCUGCUCCCAGGCGAUGUCCGCGCCAGAAUCUCGUCAACAUGUGAUAUCACCACACCGGAAUCUGUCAUCGAAGAGUUGGUCAGAAAUGCCCUGGACGCAGACGCCCGUUCGAUUGUCGUCGAAGCGGAUUUUGCGAGAGGCUACAUUGCCGUUUGCGACGAUGGCAAUGGCAUCAAAGAGGUGGAAUUCUCGCAGCAAGGGCAACUCGCCAAAUUACACUGCUCUUCUAAGUUCAAUGUGCCGCUGCCAUCGUACGGUCGGUACGGCCGCUUUCUCUCCAACCUCUCGUUCAUAUGUCUGCUGUUCAUCGCCUCCCAGCAUCACUCCGAAUCGACCGCAAGCCGGUUGGUCCUUCACCGCGGUGUCGCUGUGAAUCGCGAGGUGCGAAUGUGCAAAGAGGAGGUUGGACUCAUCCGACAAGGAACGAACGCCGUGGUACACAACCUGUUUGGCGAUAUUCCUGUUCGACGCAAGCAGUUGUCAGUACGCUACUCUUCUGCGCUGGAGACUGAAAAGGCGUUCGAGCGGGUAAAGAAGAUGCUUGUCGGUUACCUACUGGCAUGUCCUCGCAUGGUCGAGAUGCGGUUUACUUUGAAAGGCGAAAAACAACACGAUCUUCGUUGCAGCUCGUCCCAGGUGGGCAGUACGCCGUUGUCGCUGGAGUCUACCGUGUCUACUCUCUUCCAGUCAAGGUUCCUGGGCACCCUAGACACGAAGCGAUGGCGUUCAGCCUCUGUCCGAACAAGUCACUUCUCCAUUCGCGCCGCUAUCUCGACACGUCCAGCACCGUCCAAGGCAGCGCAGUUUAUCUCAGUCGGGCAAGUGCCAAUCUGGCGUAGCAAGGGAGCCAAUUCUUUAUUUGAGACAAUCGACCGUCUGUUCGAGGCAUCAAACUUCGGCGCCUUGGAUGCCAACCGGAGUAUAUCAGGGAACCGAAGUCGCCGACGGGAAGGGGAUCAGCCCAUUACAGAAGCCAGCAAAUUGGGCAAAGGCAUCGAUAGGUGGCCUAUGUUCUACCUUCGAAUUGACACCGAGCUGGAGCAAAUCGCCUGGUUGGUGGGACAGAAUGAACCUUCGGCGGAUGCGAUCCCGGUCACAGUGCAUCUGAAAAAGGCAUUAGAAUCGCUUGUAUCCCACUUCCUGACCAGCUCUGGGUUUGCUCAUCGACCAAAGCCAGGAGACGUGAGUAGGUUACGCAGUGGUACAAAGCACAAAGAUGACCCUGGUGAUCAGUUGCAAUCAAGGCUGCCUGUUUCUGAGCUUUCACGAAGUGCAACCGAAGCUCGGUAUCUGAGCUAUUGGCACAGGGUGAAGAGUGCGUGGCCAUCAGAGGAGAAUUUCCGGUACGGCUUAGGCCUUGACGGGGCCGUGGAUGACGUCCCAUCACCUGCAGAUAUUCUAGAAGCGGAUCGUUCGCCUGCCGAUGCUCGUUUUCAGGAGAGCGAACCGGCAAUAGGACUGCAUAAUGCACAUGUCGCGAGUGCUGAGGGGGCCGACAGUACCACCGACCUUUUGUGGACGAAUCCACGCAACGAUCAGAUGAUCCAUCUCAAUCCUCGCACGGGAGCAAUCGCGCCUACAGCAGGACCGCAGGGUGACGGUCGUUUGGAGGGAGGUUGCGGACAUUCGAGCCGAGCUCGGACGUUACCACCUAAUACACGAUCCGGUCAUACAAUGCCCCAACCAAGGCCGCCAGCGAAGACCCUUCAGAAAUACUUUAGGACAACUUGCGUGCAGCUGGCUGAAGCACCUGUUGCAAGCAUUGCACGUGAGGAGUGUCCAGCUCUGAGAGGAGAACAGCUUGGCCCCGGACCUGCAUCCAAUGUUAUUCCCUCCUCUCAGGCUGUGACGACGCGCGCGCUUUCUGCGGCAAGGGCGAUCCAACAGGUUGACCAGAAAUUUGUGCUCGCUGCUGUCGCGGCUCACACCAAGCACAAUGAAGGCAUUGAGAGAAGUCUGAUCGUUCUUAUCGACCAGCAUGCGGCUGAUGAGCGGAUCAAAUUCGAGCAGUUGUGCCAAGAGUUCUGCAAGCGAACCUCUACUACACUUUCCAGGCCACUGCUCUUUGAGGUCGACGAAACUGAGGUACGACUUCUUGAGGAGCAAAGAGCGCAUUUCCAGAUGUGGUGCCUCCGCUACAACCUCAUCAAAGUCCCGCGGGACUCGACAGACACCUGCAAGCCUCCACUGCGGAUAGUAGAGGUCACCACGCUGCCAAGUCUCCUUGCGGAACGUUGUCGAGUGGACCCAAAACUCCUCAUCGGUCUCAUGCGACGAGAAAUAUGGUCAGACCGGGUUCGAUCUCAUUCCCUCGCGGCUCACCGCGUCGAUCAAACUUCGCAGAACUGGUGGUCAGACCUCGCAGGUUGUCCCCAGGGUAUGAUCGAAAUGCUCAAAUCUCGAUCGUGCCGCACUGCCAUCAUGUUUAAUGAGGUUUUGAAACCUGACCAAAGCCGCGAGCUAGUCCGAAAGCUUGCUCAAUGCAUUUUCCCUUUCCAAUGUGCGCACGGUAGACCCACAUUGACAGUGGUGGCGGAUUUGCAGGAUAUGAAAAGCCUCAUCCCUGCCAUCAGCGCGCACACGCGCAUUAGCGACUUCGCUCUUGGAUAUGGCGAUGUUUGGAGGGAUUGGAUUGAUACUAAGUGA